AUGGAGCGGAUAGAACGCCUGCUUUCACGGCCGACAGCAAAGCCGUACAGGUCGCGAGACAUUGAAGCCUCGGAAGAACCAUGGCUCAACGAGGAUGGCCUACUGGACUUUUCCCCCGACGACAUGGAGAAUCCCAAGAACUGGUCCAAGGCUCGCCGCUGGUACAUUACCGUGGCAUCUGUCAUUCUCGUCGUCAAUGCCACAUUUGCCUCAUCCAGUCCGUCCGGUACCCUUGAAGGUAUCGCGACGGAUCUGCACGUCUCAACAGAGGCCGCCGGACUUGUCAUCACUCUUUUCUUGCUGGGCUACUGCGCCGGACCGCUCAUCUUUGCCCCGCUGUCUGAAUUCUACGGUCGUAGAUGGGUCUUCUACAUUACUUUUACCUUCUACCUGGCUUUCAACUUCCUCUGCGCCUUCACUCCCAAUUUUGCAGGUCUUCUUAUCGGUCGCUUCUUGACCGGUACUUUUGCAAGUGCAUCUCUGUCCAAUGCGCCUGGCGUCCUUGCCGACAUUUGGGGACCUGUCGAGCGUGGUAACGCCAUGGCUACCUUUUCCAUGAUGACCUUUGUUGGUCCCGCUCUGGGACCUGUCAUCUCUGGCUUCUUGGAGUUGAAGGAGAACUGGAGAUGGAGUUUCUACGUUCUCCUCUUCCUGGGCGGAUUCACCUGGUUCUUGAUGUUCACCAUUCCGGAAACACUGCCGUCGAUCGUCCUCCAGAACAAGGCGAGAAGAAUCAGAGCUUUGAAGAUUCCUGGUUAUGAGAAUGUCAAGGCACCGGUUGAAAUCACUGACAGGACUCUUGCUGGCAUCUUCGCUGUUGCCUUGACUCGCCCUUGGAAGAUCCUCGUUGACCCGAUUUCGUUCGCAGUCGCCGUCUAUCUCGCAGUCGUGUAUGCGCUCCUCUACAUGCUCUUCACGAUUUAUCCAAUCGUUUUCCAACAAAAACGCGGCUGGAACUCUGGAGUUGGAGAGCUACCACUUAUCGGUACUGCGAUCGGUGCUUUUAUUGGUGGUAUGAUCAUCUUCGCUGUAUCUGCGCGCGACAGGAAGAGGCUGGCCGCUGGUCACAAGGGCGUACCCGAAGAUCGCCUACCCGUCGCCAUGAUCGGUGGUGUCCUGUUCCCGAUUGCCAUGUUCUGGUUUGCCUGGACCGCCAACUUCAACAGCAUUCACUGGAUCGUUCCCACAAUUGCUGGUGUCUUCCUCUCGACCUCGAUCUUGCUCAUCUUCGUCGCAUACCUCAAUUACCUGACCGACACAUAUCUUAUGUAUGCAGCAAGUGCUUUGGCAGCCAACACGGUCGCUCGUUCUGCCGCGGGCGCUGCUGCACCGCUCUUUACACAAUACAUGUUUGACGCUCUGGGUGUUGGUGGCGGCGGCUCGCUCAUCGCUGGAGUUGCCUGCUUGCUUGCGCCAAUUCCGUUCAUCUUCUACAAGUAUGGAGGCCCGAUCCGAGAGAAGUCGAAGUUUGCGCCGACAGCCAACAAGAAAAGACGAGCCGACGCCGACAGAGGAAGAGAAAGAGGAUGA
Molecule: messenger RNA, 1530 nt
Organism: Aureobasidium uvarum
Lineage: Eukaryota; Fungi; Ascomycota; Dothideomycetes; Dothideales; Saccotheciaceae
Source: the annotation of a GenBank genome assembly